Molecule: messenger RNA, 541 nt
Organism: Seriola dumerili (greater amberjack)
Lineage: Eukaryota; Metazoa; Chordata; Actinopteri; Carangiformes; Carangidae
Gene: ascl5
Product: achaete-scute family bHLH transcription factor 5
Exons: 1
Coding region: 21-413 (130 amino acids)
Biological process (GO): regulation of transcription by RNA polymerase II; developmental process
Molecular function (GO): protein dimerization activity; DNA-binding transcription factor activity, RNA polymerase II-specific; RNA polymerase II transcription regulatory region sequence-specific DNA binding
Source: RefSeq, a predicted model, not a curated record
UCUUCCUCUACCCCUCCAGCAUGGACCCCGCCGGCUUCAGCCUCUACAAAGGCCCUCUGAGGGGCCCCGGCCCCGGGCUCCUGCCCUACCUGACCCCCUUCCACCACCACGGACACUUCAGCGUCUACGAGUGUCCCUUCGAGCCGGCGUUCAUCCAGAAACGGAACGAGAGGGAGCGUCAGAGGGUCAAGUGUGUGAACCAGGGCUACGCCAAACUGAGGGACCACCUGCCGGGUCACAGCGCCGACAAACGGCUCAGCAAGGUGGAGACGCUGAGAGCCGCCAUCAGGUACAUCAAAUACCUGCAGGGACUGGUGGAGCUGGAGGACGGGAGGCACAGCGGGGGAGAGUCCCCCAACACCUCGUCUCCCGGACCGGACUGUGCAGGAGAGUCUGAGGGGCUCACAUGUUAAACACACACUCUGGGUUAGGGUUAGGGCAUCAUGUGGUAACAGCUGACAGGACCACAGUCCGCUUCAGGGGACACUCAGGAGUUCACGUGUCUGACCUGAACUGAGGAGGAAGUGACGAUGAUUCAGCU